AUGAAGGAAAACAUUGUGAUCAUUAGUGGAGCCGGAAUUUCCACCAAUGCGGGUGUGGAUAACUUCUGCAGUUUUUCAGGGACUGGGCUGUCAAGCCAAAGCCUAUUCCACUCAUCUGCAUACUGUAUCCUUGAACGAGCUGCCCAGUUGCACAGCCAGCUGUUGACUAUAUUUACCUCCGCUUCGACCUCUGGCCCCACAUCACUCGACAGCCUCAUGGAAGCAUGGGCUCAGCGUGGCCGGAUACGACGGCAUUAUACACAAAACAUCGACUGCCGCAGCGACAGACUUCCUUCGCUAUCUCAGAGGACGAUAAUGCUUCACGGUCGGGUCGAUACACUUAGAUGCAGCAUUCGUCCUCAGCAUACUUUUCGUGUUACUGCAGAAUCAUUCUCUCAUCUAAUAAAUGACCGCUGCCCUCUUUGUGAAGAUGAGCAAAAGCAGCGAGAGCUAGAGGGAAACCGACGACGUUCUACGGGUAGCCUUCGAUCAAACGUACUGCUUUAUGGAGAAUGCAACCCCGAGGAACCAGAGAUAGUAGCGGCUUUUAACGAUGAUCUGCAUCGGCCCGUGGACGCCGUCAUCAUUGCAGGAACAAGGUUAGCGAUCGAUGAUUUGAGAAACUUCGUGGGGAAGCUCUACGAAAAGGCUAAGUCAGACAACAGAAAAUGCCUGAUAGUGUGGGUCAACAGGGAGUCUCCAAAAAUCAAGAAUGACUUCGAGAUCGACCAUGUAUUUCUGGGCGAUUGUGAUGAAUUUACGUUGGCUAUGGCAGCGUAG
Messenger RNA from Lindgomyces ingoldianus, 780 nucleotides. RefSeq names its product DHS-like NAD/FAD-binding domain-containing protein. Gene Ontology annotation, biological process: regulation of DNA repair; replication-born double-strand break repair via sister chromatid exchange; pericentric heterochromatin formation. NCBI's taxonomy places the organism in Eukaryota, Fungi, Ascomycota, Dothideomycetes, Pleosporales, Lindgomycetaceae. Gene Ontology annotation, molecular function: NAD+ binding; histone deacetylase activity, NAD-dependent. The transcript has 2 exons. The record is from RefSeq and is a predicted model, not a curated record. Gene Ontology annotation, cellular component: mating-type region heterochromatin. Bases 1 to 780 code for a protein of 259 amino acids.